CUCAAAUCACCAAAUGAGUCCCAAGCCCGCCCCCAAAAAGGAACAAGAAUCGGGUUCUGGAUCUCAAAAUGCAGACUUGGCAACCACCUCAACUGGAGGAGCAACACUUCUCAUCGCCCUCCAAGUCGGUUCCCGCGCCCUAACAUUCAUCGUCAACCAGAUUCUGCUGCGAUUCCUCUCCCCUUCCAUACUAGGGAUCUCAACACAAUUAGAAGUCUACUCCAUCUCCGUUCUUUUCUUCGCACGCGAAAGUUUGCGUGUGGCGAUUCAGCGACAAUCUGAUGUAUCCGAGGUCCCUGAUGCAGACGCAUUAUCAGACGAAAAUGAGAAGGCGAAGCCAAAGCAGAAGUCAUCCUCCAAAAAAAGGGGGUUAAAAGAAAAACAGAAACAGAAAGUCGCGGAGAAGAAAGAAGACAAACCACUUGGGAUUUCCGCUGAAACGCCAGCUGGAAAAGCACAGGCAAUUGUGAAUCUUUCUUACCUCUCGAUAUACGCGGGGAUUGGGUUCGCCAUCCUACUAGGAAUGCUUUACCUCCGUGCUACCACUUCAGAUAUCUCAAUCCAAGAAACACCCUUUUUUGACGCCGCUUUGAAGAUUUAUGGUGUUUCAGCUAUCCUGGAAUUACUCUCUGAACCAUGUUUUGUGGUUGUGCAACAUAAAUCUAUGUAUAAGAUUCGUGCUAGAGCAGAAGCUGUAGCUACGUUAUUGAGAUGCUUGGCUUGCUGCGGGACAUCUAUAUGGGCCUCGCAGGUGCGUCCUUCUCUAAUACCUUAUUACAGUAUUCAUGUACUGAUCUUUUCCAGUCCAACCUCGACCUUGGCGUUCUCCCCUUCGCAAUAGGACAAGCUGUCUACUCAGUAAUGCUCACCCUAGUUUACUACGCCAGCACCAGCUCCCUCGCUAAAGCAUCUGGAUUCUCACUCUCGCUAACGCCACUAUACACAAGGUAACCACCCCCUACCAAACUCAAGUUCCCUCACUCCAACCCCCAAUCCUCACUACAGACCUAACACAUACCAGCAACCCCGCCAACAUAAUCAUCCUCACCCUCUGGCCCGACACCCUCCUCCACUUAGCAUGGAACUUCUUCACACAAUCAAUCCUAAAGCACCUCCUCACCCAAGGCGACACCUUACUAAUCUCCCUCUUCUCCUCCCCCACCGCCCAAGGAACCUACGCACUAGCAAACAACUACGGCGGCCUCCUCGCCCGUCUCCUCCUCCAACCCAUCGAAGAAUCAAGCCGUUCCUACUUCGGCCGUCUCCUCUCUUCCACUUCCCCAUCCGACCCCUCAUCCCCCCAAUCCACCCCCCCAAAAGAAAAAGUGAUAGCAGCAAAACAAAGCCUCAACACCCUCCUACGGGGGUACACCCUCCUCUCCAUCACAGCCGUAACCCUCGGGCCCGUCCUCGCCCCCCAACUCCUACACCUCAUCCUCGGCACCCACUGGUCACACACCGGUGCCGGCGCCGUCCUCUCGGUGUACUGCUACUACAUCCCCCUCCUCUCACUGAACGGGAUCACCGAAGCAUUCGUCUCAGCCGUUGCCACGGAGGGGGAGGUCAACACGCAAUCCGGGUUCUUCAUCGUCUUCUCGUGCGCGUUCGCGGCGUCCUCGUAUCUGUUUUUGAAGGUACUGGGGAUGGGUGGGGAGGGACUGGUGUGGGCGAAUUGUAUCAAUAUGGCGCUGAGGAUUGGGUGGAGUUCAGUUUUUAUCAAGCGGUUUAUGGAGAGGGGCGGUGUGCAGUGGGAUUUGAGGGGUUUGUUACCCGGGGGAGGGGCUGUGGCUGGUGGUGUGGUUACGUGGGGGGUGUUGUAUCAGGUUUCCGGGACGUUUACGGGGGGUGUGAUGGAUUUGGUGAAGAGUGGUGGGGUGGCGGUGGUGUUUGUUGGGAGUUUGUGA
Molecule: messenger RNA, 1904 nt
Organism: Hymenoscyphus albidus
Lineage: Eukaryota; Fungi; Ascomycota; Leotiomycetes; Helotiales; Helotiaceae
Source: the annotation of a GenBank genome assembly